AUGUUGUUAUCCUGGCAAAGUCGCCCAGGAUCCCGGUGCCUCCUGCUCUGGCUUCUGCUCCCCGCAGCCUGGCAGGCAGGGAGCGGCCAGCUCCACUACUCCGUCCCCGAGGAGGCCAAACACGGCACCUUCGUGGGCCGCAUCGCUCAGGACCUGGGGCUGGAGCUGGCGGAGCUGGUGCCCCGCCUGUUCAGGGUGGCGUCCAAGGACCGAGGGGACCUUCUGGAGGUAAAUCUGCAGAAUGGCAUUUUGUUUGUGAAUUCUCGGAUCGACCGGGAGGCGCUGUGCGGGCGGAGCGCGGAGUGUAGCAUCCACCUGGAGGUGAUCGUGGACCGGCCGCUGCAGGUUUUUCACGUGGAGGUGGAGGUGAGGGACAUUAACGACAACCCGCCCGUGUUCCCUGAAACCAAGAAAAGCAUAAUGAUUGCCGAAUUGAGACCUCCAGAAACUAGAUUUCCACUAGAUGGCGCAUCCGAUGCAGAUAUCGGAGUCAAUUCCGCUUUGACCUACCGAUUGGAUCCUAGUGAUUAUUUCGCUUUGGGCACGCAAAACAACCAUGAGCGAACUUCUUCGUUAUCACUUGUGUUAAAGAAAUCAUUAGACAGAGAAGAAAUUCAGGAACAUACUUUAUUACUAACAGCUAGUGACGGAGGCAAACCGGAGCUGACUGGUACAGUUCAGCUACUGAUCACUGUCCUCGAUGUGAACGACAACGCUCCGCAGUUUGAUCGGCUCAUUUAUAAAGUCAGAGUGUUAGAGAACGCACGUAAUGGAACUUUGGUGAUUAACUUAAAUGCCACAGAUCCCGAUGAAGGUACAAAUGGAGAUAUAAUCUACUCCUUCAGGCGGCCUGUAUCCCCUGCGGUGGGACUUGUAUUUAGUAUAGAUACCAAUAGCGGGGAAGUUAGAACGAAAGGCCAACUGGACUUCGAAGAAAAUAAAUUAUAUGAGAUACCCGUGGAGGCAGUGGACAAAGGGAAUGUCCCAAUGACAGGCCAUUGUACCCUUCUGGUGGAUGUACUAGAUGUAAACGAUAACGCACCAGAGAUAACAAUUACUUCCCUGUCACUCCCAGUUAAAGAAGAUGCCCAGCCAAGCACUGUCAUAGCUCUGGUCAGUGUGUCCGACCAUGACUCCGGUGACAACGGGCAGGUGACCUGCUCCCUGACCCCUCACGUCCCCUUCAAGCUGGUGUCCACCUUCAAGAAUUACUAUUCGCUUGUGCUGGACAGCGCCCUGGACCGAGAAACCACCGCUGACUAUAAGGUGGUGGUGACAGCCCGGGACGGGGGCUCGCCCUCGCUGUGGGCCACAGCCAGCGUGUCCGUGGAGGUGGCUGACGUGAACGACAACGCGCCCGCGUUCGCGCAGCCCGAAUACACGGUGUUCGUGAAGGAGAACAACCCGCCUGGCGCGCACAUCUUCACGGUGUCGGCCAUGGACGCGGACGCGCAGGAGAAUGCGCUGGUGUCCUACUCGCUGGUGGAGAGGAGGGUGGGCGAGCGCUUGCUGUCUAGCUAUGUGUCUGUGCACGCUGAGAGCGGCAAGGUGUUCGCGCUGCAGCCUCUGGACCAUGAGGAGCUGGAGCUGCUGCAGUUCCAGGUGAGCGCGCGGGAUGCUGGUGUGCCUUCCCUGGGCAGCAAUGUGACUCUGCAGGUGUUUGUGCUGGAUGAGAACGACAAUGCACCUUCGCUGCUGCCCCACCCAGCUGUGGGAGCCGGCGGGUCAGUGAGCGAGCUUGUGUCUAGGUCAGUGGGUUCAGGGCACGUAGUGGCGAAGGUGCGAGCAGUGGAUGCGGAUUCUGGUUACAACGCGUGGCUGUCUUAUGAGCUGCAGUCGGCGGCAGGGGGCAUGCGCAGUCCGUUCCGCGUGGGUCUGUACACGGGUGAGAUCAGCACGACUCGCACCCUGGAUGAAGCUGAUGUACCGCGCCAGCGUCUGUUGGUCCUGGUUAAGGACCAUGGUGAACCUGCGUUGACCUCCACAGCCACAGUGCUGGUGUCUCUGGUGGAGAAUGGCCAGGCACCCAAGAUCUCUUCCCUAGCUUCUGAGAGCACUGCAUCUUCUGAGGCAACGCUGGUGACUGUCAACAUCUACCUGAUCAUCGCCAUCUGCGCGGUGUCCAGCCUGUUGGUGCUCACUCUGCUGCUGUACACCGCGCUGCGAUGCUCGGCGACACCCACUGGGGGCGCAUGUGGGCCGGGGAAGCCCGUGCUGGUGUGCUCCAGCGAGGUGGGGACCUGGUCAUACUCUCAGCAGAGGCGGCAGAGGGUGUGCUCUGGAGAGGGUCCGCCCAAGACCGACCUCAUGGCCUUCAGCCCCAGUCUCCCUCCCGUGCUAGGCUCUGUAGAGGAGACGUCCCAGAAAGAAAGGCAUGUAGAACAUUUGAAAGAGGUAAGUUCAUAA
Messenger RNA from Peromyscus eremicus (cactus mouse), 2406 nucleotides. RefSeq names its product protocadherin alpha-13-like. The coding region runs from base 1 to 2406 and encodes 801 amino acids. The record is from RefSeq and is a predicted model, not a curated record. Gene Ontology annotation, biological process: homophilic cell-cell adhesion. The transcript has a single exon. Gene Ontology annotation, cellular component: plasma membrane. Lineage: Eukaryota; Metazoa; Chordata; Mammalia; Rodentia; Cricetidae. Gene Ontology annotation, molecular function: calcium ion binding.